AUGGUCAAGGCCGUCGCUGUCCUCCGUGGAGACUCCAAGGUCUCCGGCACUGUCACCUUCGAGCAGCCCGACGAGAACUCGCCCACCACCAUCUCCUGGAACAUCACCGGCCACGACCCCAACGCAGAGCGUGGUUUCCACGUCCACCAGUUUGGUGACAACACCAACGGCUGCACUUCUGCCGGUCCUCACUUCAACCCUUACGGCAAGACCCACGGUGCUCCUACCGAUGCUGAGCGCCACGCUGGUGACCUGGGCAACAUCAAGACUGACGCUAAUGGCAACUCUGUCGGUUCCAUCACGGACAACCAGAUCAAGCUGAUUGGCGCUGAGAGCGUUCUUGGCCGCACCAUUGUCGUGCACGCCGGUACUGAUGACCUCGGCCGUGGCGGCAACGAGGAGUCCAAGAAGACCGGUAACGCUGGUGCUCGCCCUGCUUGCGGUGUUAUUGGUAUUGCCGCAUAA
This is a messenger RNA of Rasamsonia emersonii CBS 393.64, 465 nucleotides long. Its product is annotated as superoxide dismutase. The coding region runs from base 1 to 465 and encodes 154 amino acids. The record is from RefSeq and is a predicted model, not a curated record. Lineage: Eukaryota; Fungi; Ascomycota; Eurotiomycetes; Eurotiales; Trichocomaceae. Gene Ontology annotation, molecular function: superoxide dismutase activity; copper ion binding. The transcript is spliced from 5 exons. Gene Ontology annotation, biological process: removal of superoxide radicals.